UUUAGGUGCCUGAGACCAGGCAAGAUCAUCAGGGGCGUGCAGAAUGUGGAGUUGGCUUCUGAUACUGGUUGCUUGGUAUGUCUGUCUCUUCUCAUUGGCCGCCAUGAAAGAAUGGGGCGACUCUAAUCAAUAUAACAUUAAGGCCUUGAUGAUCCUCUACCCAAACAGCAAACUUCUAGAAUCCCGCCACCUACCACCAAUCGGACAGGGCUGCUCCACCCCCACCCAGAGUUGGAACGAGAACGCGCAACCGGUGGGCUCGCGUGGGAUGCUCCUUGCACACCCUCCCUUCGGGUAUUGUUCCACUCGGAUAUGCUCUGGACGCGUCAGUCCCGAUCAUGGAUGCCUGUUUUUUUGAUAUGCACGAGCUCAGGGGAACGAACUGGCUCCAUCCGCUGCUUAAAUACAGCGUGAAGAUCACUUCCCUCAAUCGAAACAAGCAUUUCCUCCAUCAUCAAAAUGCGUCUCUCCCUUCUCCUGGCGGGCGCCGUUAACCUGGUUGCCACGCAGGCUAUCUCCGCCUCGCGCUGCACUCCCGGUACUUUCACUCCUUAUCUGUCAUCCAACGCCUCCCUGGUCUAUGCCGUUCCGUAUGGCCCCAAUGAUACCUUCGUUGGCCCCUUGGGCAACUACUCCGGCCUUCCCGAGUACUGUGCUGUUUACGUCAACGUGAGCUCGUCCGCGACCUCGUCCUAUGAGUUCGGUCUCUGGCUGCCCAUCAACACCUGGAACAAGCGCUACAUGGCCUACGGAAAUGGCGGUUUCACCGGUAUGAUUGCCUUUGCCGACAUGGCCCCUGGUGUCAACUACGGCUUCGCCUCCGUUUCCACCAACACUGGGCACAAUUCCUCCGUGACCCAAGCCGGCGAUGCGCCCUGGGCUCUCAACGACCCUGAGACCCGUACGGACUGGGGAUGGCGUGCACUCCACGGCUCUGUUGCUCUCGGUAAGGUCCUUACUGAGGGCUUCUAUAGCGAGAAUAUCACCUACUCUUACUACGCUGGCUGCUCGACCGGCGGUCGUCAGGGCCUGAAGUCCGUCCAGAUGUUCCCUGACGACUUUGACGGUGUCCUUGCCGGUGCCUGCGCUUGGUGGACUACUCACCAGCAAAACUGGGACCUCAAGAUCGCCACCAUUAACCUUCCCAAUAACGCCAGCCACCAUAUCACCGAGACCCAGGUGGAUGCCCUUGCUGCUGAAGUCCUCCGCCAAUGCGACGGUAUCGAUGGUGUCGAGGAUAACAUCAUCAUGAAUGGAUACGCCUGUGAUUUCCGCCCUGAGACCCUACUUUGCGAUGGACCCUCUGCCAAUACGUCUACCUGCUUCACUGCCGACCAGAUCGACACUGUCUACAAGAUCUAUGCCCCUUGGGUUGAGACAAACGACACAUUUGUCUUCCCCAGCUUCGCCUACGGUUCCGAAACCCAGUUCGCUCAGAUGAUCAUGACCGACGACGACGAGCAGGACAGCCCUAGCGGUAUUGCCUACCCCCGCGACUUUGUUUACAACGACGCCAACUGGCCCUGGCAGAACUUGGAUUACUCGACCAUCCAGCUGUCGGACCUUCUCGACCCCGGUAACGCCACCGCCGGCGACUUUGAUCUUCGUCCGUUCAAGGAGAGCGGCGGCAAGCUCAUCCAUUACCACGGUUUUGCUGAUGGAGAGAUCCCCACCGGGUCCAGCAUCUACUACUACAAGCAGGUCCUAAAGACCCUUGCACCGCUGGGUAUCAAGGUCGAUGACUUCUACCGCUUCUUCCUGAUCCCGGGUAUGGAGCACUGUCUGGACUCCGUCCACGAUGCCCCCUGGUACAUUGGCGCGGCAAACCAGCCCGGCGGUCUGACCGGCACCAAUAUCUGGGGUGUGCCUGGAUACCGUGACCGGAAGCACGACGCGAUCCUGGCCCUGUUGGCGUGGGUGGAGCAGGGAAUUGCUCCUGAGGAGUUGAUUGCCACCAAGUACGUGAACGAUGCUCCUGCCGAGGGUGUGCAGGCUCAGCGUCGUCUCUGUGUCUAUCCUAAGGAGGCUAAGUAUGUUGGUGGUAACUGGAACGAGACCAGCUCGUUUGAGUGCAAGUGAUCUUUGACAGGUCACCGGCUGUAUAUUGCUCUGUUGGAUACCCCUAGAGGGUGUACAAGGCUUUCUAUUUGUUUCUUGUAUAGCAUAAUACAUAGG
Molecule: messenger RNA, 2175 nt
Organism: Aspergillus ibericus CBS 121593
Lineage: Eukaryota; Fungi; Ascomycota; Eurotiomycetes; Eurotiales; Aspergillaceae
Product: tannase and feruloyl esterase
Exons: 1
Coding region: 460-2079 (539 amino acids)
Source: RefSeq, a predicted model, not a curated record